Molecule: messenger RNA, 1940 nt
Organism: Neurospora tetraspora
Lineage: Eukaryota; Fungi; Ascomycota; Sordariomycetes; Sordariales; Sordariaceae
Exons: 2
Coding region: 485-1651 (388 amino acids)
Source: RefSeq, a predicted model, not a curated record
UAUUCAUAGCCUCCGCACCUGGCAGUUCUUUGGUUGAUUUCUUUUCGCCUCCAAAGUCAAGCACUUGUCCAUUCCCAGAAAAUGUCCAAAUCGGGAAAGUCUUGACAGAUGCUCGACAUCUGAUUGGUCAGCUCCAACAACACUUGGACGUUGGGCAAGCACGGCCAACCGCCCUGAGCCGCCCGUGACCGAUGCAUAACUUGGGCUCUUGCCCUCAUGAUUAUCUCAUCAUGGCGUCUCUCCAAUAACCCCAAGGUCAUAUUUUUCCCACCGUGACGCACAUUGCCCGCCAAGACAUCCACGACAGCAAACGGAUGCAACUGUCACUGCACUCACGACAUACGAACCCUAAUACGAACCCUACAAAAGCACUGCAUUUCCCACUGUCCGGCACUCUACGACCUUCGCCCCUCAUCAACUCGACUCCUCCUCAUCUUGUUUUACCUCGAAUCAAACAAGCGCAAACAACACCAAAUCACCGACCAUGACGCGCCCCAGGAAAUCGCCCAUCCUCCUCCUCGAUGGCACCGGCGUGGUCCCCUCCCGCAUCGCCCACCGACUCUUCUUCUCGUCCUCGUCCGACAAGCACCCCUUGCUGAUUGCCUCCACCCCCGGGACGGACCCCAACGGCGUGAAAUUCGACCUUUACGAUCCCACCACCUGGGAGAACCCUUUCGUUCGUGCUCAGGAGCUAUUUGGCAGAGGCUCGGAAAUGGAGAGCGAGGGCAUGAAGGUCAAGUGCGGGUCGGAAGGAGACACGAACGAAACACCUACAGAGAUGGACACAGCCGCAGAUACCACUACUCCCCUGCAACAAUUCGCCGCCGCAAGCAGCCCAUCUACCUCGAGAAAACAAGCCCACCAUACCAAGGGAACCCCAGUCAUGAUCCACUCCAUCUACCUCACAGCUCCCAACAGCCCCCCUUCCAACGCCCACGUCCAUUCGCACGCCUCCCGCACCGCCUCCCUCGCCGCCUCAGACGAGCAACAAAGAGCCCCCUCCCCUUCACCCUCCCAACAAGCAUCCCUCCUCAUGCAAUUCGUGGACUAUGCCCGCCUAAAGCACGGCACACGCCGCUUCGUCCUGCAGUCCUCUAGCGCUAUGGAACCCGGCGGCUUUUCAUUGGGGCGAGUGCACGCGCACCUGCGGGAGCUGGGCCAAAGGGGAGAGGCCGAGUGGGCAGUGCUGAGACCGACUUGGUGCCAGCAGGACUUUGAGCAGCCGUGCCAUGUCAGGAGUAUCAAGGAGGAGGGUAAGUUGUACUCGGCGACUGGCGGGGGGAAGAUUCCAUGGGUGUCGGCGGAUGAUAUCGCGGCUGUGGCGGUGCAGGCGUUGACGAGGGAGGAUGCCCCGAAUACCGAGUAUUUGAUUCUAGGACCCGAAUUGUUGGGGUAUGAUGAUAUCGCAAACACCCUCUCCUCCGUUCUCGGUCGCAAGAUUGUCCAUGUCGACCUCAGCAGUCACGCCCUUGAGCACCGCCAUCAGUCGUUUGGCUGUUCAGAAGAGCACUCGCGCUUGAUGAGCUCAUUGGAUACGGCAAUCAAGUACGGGACGGAAAAUAGGACGAAUGAUGUAGUUCUUAGUAUGACUGGGAGCACGCCGAAGAGUUUCCGUCAGUAUGCUGAGAGUAUGAAGGAGAUUUGGGUUUAGGUUGAUGAAGGUACACAGCAUGGAAGAGGGGAUAUUCAGGGGUGAAUACGGCACGGCUCCCUUCCUAUGUCUUCUUGGCCGUUCUACAACAGUAUGUUGCUCACAAGGGAUGGGGAAGUUUGUUUGCGAAUCAUACGUCAAGGGAAUGGCAGAUUGAACUUCGUGAACUCUAAUAUUCGACCCUAUUAACCAAUCCUUUAUGUCCUAAAUCCAUACUUCCCCAACCAUGCGCCUUAACAAUCAUUCCCCGGCCGUGUCUCCCCAUGUUUCUCUUGACCCACUCUUCGUU